CCCAGUUCUUGCAGGUGCAUGCAUGUAUGUGAUUGUGAAGAUAGUUGAAAGUCAGCUUCUCUCAGUUGAGCAUCUACUUCAGAAGAGGACGUAAGUCGUUAGACAUAGGGACAGCUAGUCACAGAGCUAGAGUCCGACAGUGGACAUGAUUGUACUUCAAUGAUUGAUGUCUCUAGUUUUCUAGGUGAAAUAAUUGGGACUGGAGUGCACAGAUUAUGCAGACAAGCCCCUCCGUCUAUCACCGCUUUGUGUAAUUGGUAAACAAUUCUCUGUAUCGCUGCGGCGGUGCAGCUUGUAAAACAAUCCCGCGCCCUUGCUCUCUAGUUCUCGAUCAGAAAACAUCAAUAAAAAUUCGACACCACGAACCGGAGCGACGGGUACGUCGGCAAACGCUAGCGACCCUGCUUGGCCACUGGACGGUGGACGAGAGCUGAUUCGGCAGGCAUGCCUUGCUCAUGUCUGAAACCCGCGGGUGAGGAGGACCUGGAGGUGUUGAACGCUCACAGGAGAAUUGAAAAGGAUAUAGUAGCUGAUUCCAAGCUCAUAAAGACCCAAAUUAAAUUGCUAUUGCUCGGAGCUGGUUCGUCAGGCAAGUCGACAUUUGUGCGGCAGAUGCGUAUCAUCCAUGGGAAUGGCUUCAGUGAUGAGGAGCGGCGAUUUAUCCGAGUGAUCAUUUACGAUAAUGUAGUCACGUGUAUGCAGACACUCAUUGCUGCCAUGACGCAAUUGAACAUCGUGUUUGAGAAGGAGUACAGUAAACAGUGCGCUGGAUAUGUGGCCAAUAUUAAAGCAGAGCGCUUUGCGCACGCGGACGAGUUUGUUGGCGUGUCUGAGUGGAUUCAGGAGCUUUGGAAGGACGGCGGCAUUCAGGUGUGCUACUCGCGACGCAGCGAGUUUGAGAUAAUGGACUGCUGCAGUUACUUCCUGGACAAUGUCCAUCGCUUGGCCGACGGCAGCUAUGUGCCGACGGACAUGGACGUUGUGCACAUGCGCAGUCCGACUACCAGCGUACUCGAGUACGACUUCCUCCUCGACGAUCUUACCUACAAGAUCGUCGACGUCGGCGGCCAGGAAACGGAGCGCCGCAAGUGGCUUAGCUGCUUCGAGGGCGUCACGAGCGUGAUCUUCCUGGCAGCGCUCAGCGAGUACACGCACGUGUACGCCGAUGAAGACGGCAAGAAGUACAACGCUCUGAUGGAGAGCCAGCAGCUAAUGGCCAAGGUGAUGCGCUCCAAAUACCUGUCGACUGCUUCUUUCAUUCUCUUCCUCAACAAGAACGACGUGUUCGAGGAGCGAAUUCGCAACUACAAGCUCCGAGAGUAUUAUCCUGACUACGCAGGACCUUCCCGGAAUGCCGAUGCUGCCUACAAGUACAUUGAACGCAUGUUCAUGAUGGGCGUUCCCAUGGAGCGCGAGCAGCUUCAGCAGAAACGCAACCAAUCGGCCAAAAUACUGGCCGAGGAGCCACUAGUCUACUGUCACCGGACAACAGCGACAGACACGGAGAACAUUCGCCGCAUAUUCUCAGCGGUCAAGGACACAAUACUGGAACACUUCCUCACCGCUUUCCGGAUGAUGUAGUCAUCAUGUACAGAGGGUGUAGGCUUCAGUUCGUGUUUGUGACUGUACUGGAGCGUUGAUACAAGUCAUGUCACACAUACCAUGCAGAAGACACUAGUUCCACAUCCUGCCGCUACUGCACCGAAGCAAGGGUGCGAGCACAGCGGAGAGCGAGGACAGUAUUCUUGCUGCUGCUGCGGUUGGUAGCUGUCAAAGGCGCACGAAGGCGAUUGGUGCAACCGUGGUGUGGUGCAAAUCGAUUUAAACAAGCUUAACCGCCCGUGCCGCAGUGUCAAGACACUCAUUGAUUCACGCGACUAGCUGCACAUGGGUUAUGUAGCUAGCAAGGGCAUGAGCACGU
Messenger RNA from Sycon ciliatum, 1921 nucleotides. RefSeq names its product guanine nucleotide-binding protein subunit alpha-11-like. The record is from RefSeq and is a predicted model, not a curated record. Gene Ontology annotation, cellular component: heterotrimeric G-protein complex. Gene Ontology annotation, biological process: adenylate cyclase-modulating G protein-coupled receptor signaling pathway. Gene Ontology annotation, molecular function: G-protein beta/gamma-subunit complex binding; guanyl nucleotide binding; G protein-coupled receptor binding. Lineage: Eukaryota; Metazoa; Porifera; Calcarea; Leucosolenida; Sycettidae. Bases 445 to 1581 code for a protein of 378 amino acids. The transcript has a single exon.